This is a messenger RNA of Rattus rattus (black rat), 2099 nucleotides long. Its product is annotated as keratin, type II cytoskeletal 75. Bases 1 to 1629 code for a protein of 542 amino acids. Gene Ontology annotation, molecular function: structural constituent of skin epidermis. Lineage: Eukaryota; Metazoa; Chordata; Mammalia; Rodentia; Muridae. The transcript has 9 exons. Gene Ontology annotation, cellular component: keratin filament. The record is from RefSeq and is a predicted model, not a curated record. Gene Ontology annotation, biological process: keratinization; intermediate filament organization.
AUGUCCCGGCAAUCUACUGUCACCUUCCACUCCGGCAGCCGCAGGGGCUUCAGCACAGCCUCAGCCACCACCCCUACCGCUGGACGCUCCCGCUUCAGCUCCGUGUCUGUAGCCCGCUCCUCAGGAAACAGUGGGGGGCUGGGCAGGAUCAGUGGGAUUGGUUCUAGCUUUGGGAGCCGCAGCCUCUACAACCUGGGGGCUACCAGGCCGGUCUCUGUUGGUGGUUGUGCUGGCAGUGGCUUCAGGAGUGGCUUUGGUGGCAGGGCUAGCAGUAGCUUUGGUUAUGGAGGGGGUUUUGGUGGUCCUGGCUUCCCUGUCUGUCCCUCUGGAAGCAUUCAAGAAGUUACUGUCAACCAGAGCCUCCUGACUCCCCUCAACCUGCAAAUCGACCCCACCAUCCAGCGGGUGCGGAAAGAAGAGCGGGAGCAGAUCAAGACCCUGAACAACAAGUUCGCCUCCUUCAUCGACAAGGUACGCUUCCUGGAGCAGCAGAACAAGGUCCUUGAGACCAAGUGGAACCUCCUACAGGAGCAGGGCUCCAGGACAGUCAGACAGAACCUGGAGCCUUUCUUCGAUGCCUACGUCAAUGACCUCCGCCGGCAGCUGGACAGCGUCACAGCUGAAAGGGGCAGACUGGAUGCUGAACUGAGGAACAUGCAGGAGGUCGUAGAAGACUUCAAAGUCAGGUAUGAAGACGAAAUUAACAAGCGUGCAGCUGCCGAGAACGAGUUCGUGGGCCUGAAAAAGGACGUAGACGGGGCCUACAUGAACAAGGUGGAGCUGGAAGCGAAAGUUGACUCUCUGACUGACCAGAUCAACUUCUACCGGAUGAUCUAUGAGGCAGAGCUGUCUCAGAUGCAGAACCAGGUCAGCGACACCUCUGUGGUCCUCUCCAUGGACAACAACCGCAACCUGGAUCUGGACAGCAUCAUCGCUGAGGUCAAGGCCCAGUAUGAGGACAUUGCCAACCGCAGCCGGGCAGAGGCUGAGUCCUGGUACCAGACCAAGUACGAGGAGCUGCAGGUGACAGCGGGCCGGCACGGGGAUGACCUCCGCAACACCAAACAGGAGAUCUCGGAGAUGAACCGGAUGAUCCAGAGGCUGAGAUCUGAGAUCGAUGCCGUCAAGAAGCAGUGCUCCAGCCUGCAAACUGCUAUCUCUGACACGGAGCAGCGUGGGGAGCUAGCCCUCAAGGAUGCUCGGGCCAAACUGGUGGAGCUUGAAGAUGCCCUGCAGAAGGCCAAGCAGGACAUGGCCCGGCUGCUGCGCGAGUACCAGGAGCUCAUGAACGUCAAACUGGCCCUGGAUGUGGAGAUCGCCACCUACAGGAAGCUUCUGGAGGGCGAGGAGUGCAGGCUGAGCGGAGAGGGAGUUUCCCCAGUGAACAUCUCUGUGGUCACUUCUACAGUUUCCAGUGGCUACAGCGGUGGCACCAACAUCGGAGGUGGAAGCCUGGGUCUUGGCGGGAACAGUGGCUACUCCUUCACGACCACUGGUGGGCACAGCCUGGGUACAGGUCUGGGAGGCUCUGGCUUUACCGCCAGUAGCAGCCGGGGCCCAGUGGGCAGUGGCUCCAGCAUCAAGUUUGUCUCCAGCACGUCAUCCAGCAGGAAGAGUUACAAGCACUGAGGAGGUCAGCCGGCAGUCCCCCUUGCCACUGCUCCGAAGCCUCUCAUACAUUUAUAACCGGAUGUCUGGGCCCUUGUCCCGUAUCCUCUUCAUAGUAGCCGCCUCCCCAGCUGCCAGGGAUCCUGGCAUCCCGGCUGAACCCAUUCACUGGCCUAUGGCAGCCUCCCGACAGCCCUAGGCUGCUCCUGGUACUUCUUUGUGUUAGACACAUAGACCCAAAGCUUACACCCCUCCAAAGUUCACAAUCAGUGGAUCUGCCAGAGCCGGACAUCUGCAAAUGCCUCUUCAGUGCCACCGGCCCCUUUCCUCCAGGUGCAGCAGCACUGGAGGAGUCCGUGUCUCCCAGUCCACCUCAACACCAGGCUGUCUUGUCCCUCUCUGGCUGCUUACACACUGCCAGCUGGAGUCAAAGCUCCUCUGUUUCCUCCUGGAAUGCGCCUAUUAAAUCCAUGUGUCAUGUGUUUGGCUCA